This is a messenger RNA of Eruca vesicaria subsp. sativa (arugula), 1733 nucleotides long. The record is from the annotation of a GenBank genome assembly. NCBI's taxonomy places the organism in Eukaryota, Viridiplantae, Streptophyta, Magnoliopsida, Brassicales, Brassicaceae.
CAUCUCUAAGCGUUACCCAGAUUCGUGUGUAGCUGGCUGUGUUAUGCGUUUGUCUUUGCAUUAGGAGCUUUCUUAAUCUGAAAGAAGUAUUGUUUGUUUCUGUUCACGGAAAUGGAACGAAAACGCAAAAUAGGUGGUGAAAGAUUGAUAAAUCGAGAUGCUAUGAACAAGGACAUGAUCAGUGAGCUGCCUGAAGCUUUGCUCCUGCAUAUAUUGUCUUUACUUCCAACAAAAGAUGUCAUAGCCACUAGUGUUUUGUCUAAACGAUGGAGAUCUCUCUGGAAAAUGGUGCCAAAGCUUGAGUUUGAAUUUGAUACUGAACAGGUCUCUUCAGAGGAUGUCUACAAGUUACUGCUUUUGCAUAAAGCUCCGUUUCUGGAAAGUUUGCAUUUGAACAUCGAAGAUUCAAAAGGUCGUUUGGAUAUUGGGAUAUUGAUUGGAAUUGCAUUUUCACGCCACGUGCGUGAAUUGAUGUUGGAUCUCUACAAUGAUGAUCAAGAGACAGUCAAGUUUCCUAGUGUAUUGUGUAGCUAUAACAACACACUCGAGGUGCUGAAGCUUGAGUAUCACGUUCUCUUAGACUUCCCUUCUCGGGUCUGUUUCAACGCCCUUAGAGAGCUUCAUCUUUGCCGAGUGGAAUUCAAAAACGAAGCAUCUGUUUGCAACCUUUUAUCUGGCUGCCCUAGGCUUCAAGAUUUGGUUGUGACACGGUAUGGUAAUUCCGAUGCGGGGACUUACACUAUCGCCGUGCCAACGUUACAGAGGCUAACCAUUGAAGAUGAUAGUGGCAUAGAUGUGGAUGGUGGAGGCUAUGUGAUAAACACACCAUCUUUGAAAUACUUGAACAUCGAAUGCUUCUAUACUCUUGACUUCAUUCUAAUUGAGAAUGCGCCAGAAGAGCUUGUGGAAGCAAAGAUCAAUAAUGUUUCUGAUAUAGACAAUGAUAACAUUCUUGCAUCUCUAACUUCAGCCAAGCGUCUUUCCUUUCACUUACCCUUAGAGAUUAAGUAUCCUACAGGUAGCAUCUUCUAUCAACUGGUAUCUUUGGAGCUGCAUGUAGAUAAAAUAGUUGGGUGGAAUCUACUUUCAUUCAUGCUCGAUAGCUCUCCUAAAUUGCAAAUCCUCAAGCUCGACAGCCCAUUUCGUGAAAAGUGUCCGGUGGGCUGGGAAUGGAAUCAGCCGAGAGGUGUACCAGAAUGUUUGUUGCUCCAUCUGGAGACGUUGGUGUGGACAAGAUUCAAAUGGCAACGAGAAUAUGAGAAACUAGUGGCCACAUACAUUCUCAAAAACGCUAGACAGCUGAAGAAAGCAUCUUUCCCCCCAACGCCCAUCGAACCCGAAGAGCUCGAAGAACUGGAAAAGAGGCGUGAGAUGCUGAACGGGUUGGCUAGUUUGGACAGAGGGUCGACCUCAUGUCACCUUGUGUUCGAAUCCGAAUGAUCUCUGCAACGUUUACUGCUUGUUUUGGCAAAUGGGAAAUUUUCAACUUGUCGACUCUUAUGGUAAGUGUUUUUGCGUCAGCCUCAACUAAUAAUCUUGACUUGUUUUUCAGAAUCUGGUUGGUAAUAGUCUGGUGGAUUUUACUUACUAAAUGUUGUUUGGUUGUUGUAAAAGACUGCUGUGACAUCUUUUUCUUAACUUUGGUAAUUUCGGAAUGGAACUUAGGCUGAUGUAAAGUGAACUUUUACACUUCUAGUCAAAAGAUUUGGUGUUAAUUCAGAGUUAUGAAGUUC